AUCAAUUGGAGUACCAUUUUUGUAGUUUAUUAAAGAGCGAGGGGAUACGUAGGGUUUAUUUGUCGAGGGCCUGACCUAAAGGGUCUACGGAAGGAUCAUUUGGUAGUAAAGAGGGAAGAACUGGAAGGGAAGAAUGAGGUUGGAGAAGUGCUGGUUCUGUUCCUCCACCAUAUACCCUGGCCAUGGCAUUCAGUUUGUUCGAAAUGACGCCAAGAUAUUCCGGUUUUGUCGUUCAAAGUGUCAUAAAAAUUUCAAGAUGAAGCGAAAUCCUCGCAAGGUGAAGUGGACUAAAGCAUACAGAAAGUUACAUGGAAAAGAGCUCACUAAGGACACAACCUUUGAGUUUGAACGGAAAAGAAACAGGCCUGAAAGAUAUGACAGAAAUCUUGUGCAAGAUACAUUGAAGGCCAUUAAGAAGGUUGAAGAGGUUCGUGUCAGGAGGGAAGCUGCACUAUGGGAGAAGAGGAUGAAGGGCAACACAUCUAAACAAAUCAAAGAGGAUGUCAGAGAAUUGGAGCAAAGUAUUAGCUUGGUCAAAGCUCCUCUUGUCAUGCAGGAAGAUCCUGGACUUACCUUGCCAAAGAAAACAGAGAAGAUAAAAGUUAAAGUUUCCAAACAGUCCAUGGAAGAGUAAUGGGUGCGCUGUGCUAAUCAAAAGCAGUUAUUCACUUUGUAUUAUAUAUUAUCUUCUUAAUGUAUUUGAGUUACAAAUGUGAUGCUCAGGCAAAUUUUUAUUUUGCUCGUGUACCUGUUUUGUUUGAGUCUUGCUACUUUGAAGACCUGUGGCAAUACUGUCACAGGAUUGUUUCUGAACUUGCAACCCACCUCUGAUCACAUAUUUAUUUUAAUUUUAGCAUCUGAUGCUGACAUAUUGUAGCUCUUAUAAGUAUAGAGCAUUUUGUUUAACUUUAAACCUCAAAAUCAAAAGAAAUUUGGAUAUGGGAUCAUUUUUUUUGAAAUAAGACUUUAUUACUCGUCU
This is a messenger RNA of Cryptomeria japonica (Japanese cedar), 979 nucleotides long. RefSeq names its product probable ribosome biogenesis protein RLP24. The transcript has 4 exons. The record is from RefSeq and is a predicted model, not a curated record. Gene Ontology annotation, cellular component: nucleolus. Gene Ontology annotation, biological process: ribosomal large subunit biogenesis. The coding region runs from base 134 to 634 and encodes 166 amino acids. Lineage: Eukaryota; Viridiplantae; Streptophyta; Pinopsida; Cupressales; Cupressaceae.